AUGGAACAGCAACAGUUGAUCGCCAGCGUCCACCCGGUGCAUACACAAGAAUACCAAUCCCAAUCCUUCCCAGGACCACACCGAGCUCACUCAAAAGUUCUCAAAAUGCACGCCGUAACCAUUCUCGCCAUCUUCGCCGCCUCCUUGGCCUGCUGUGCUGGCGAUGUGGCGCACUUGUCGCGCAGCUAUCUGCCUCCCUUGAGCGGUGGCUACUCCUCCGGCUACUCCUCGUAUCCGUCGUACUCGAGCGGAUCCGGCUAUUACUCGGGCGGCGGCAGCUACGCCUCGCCGCUCAUCUCGUCCAGCUACAAGAACUACGCGGUGCCGCAGUACACCACCUAUGCCACGCCCUCGCGCACCUACUUGCCGGCGGAUGCGGGCUACACCGGCUACUCCGGCUACUCCGGUUACUCCGGCUACAAUGGCCUGGACACCAAGUACGGCAGCAAUGGUGGCUACGUCUACUAGGCGCUAAGCCAAUUUUUUUUGGAUGACCAGCAACAAUGGAGCCAGCAGACAACUAUAUUCCUCUAAUCUUUUUUUUUCUUGGCUAAGCAAUUUUUUUAAUGGCUACUAAAAAUUUUCGA
Molecule: messenger RNA, 587 nt
Organism: Drosophila santomea
Lineage: Eukaryota; Metazoa; Arthropoda; Insecta; Diptera; Drosophilidae
Product: prisilkin-39
Exons: 2
Coding region: 1-468 (155 amino acids)
Source: RefSeq, a predicted model, not a curated record